CCAUUGAUGUGUCUUUCCAUCUGCACAGGACCUGUUCAAACUCAGUCUGUGUCUUGACUGGAGGAGGAGGAGGAAAAGUUGAGCACAUUGCCAAUAGGAGUUCUCCAAGGACCACAAACAACCGUGUACAAAGAGGAGUGGAGAUUGCCUCUCUCCACCUAGGUUCAUAAGCUUCCCUGAGGCAAACUUGGCAUGAAGGAAGAGAGAGCAUUGAGGCACAUCUCACAAUUAACUUCAAAGGAUGGCAGCCAUUGAUUUGUCCUGUGGGUUUUUUCCCAGGAAACCAAUCUGCCCUUUUGAAGAAAAGACAAAGGUAGAAAGGACGGUGGUGGACUACCUGGCAAAUGGUUAUCAGGAUUCAGUGACCUUUGAUGAUGUUGCUGUGGAGUUCACCCCAGAGGAGUGGGCUUUACUGGACACAACUCAGAAAUACCUCUACAGAGAUGUGAUGCUGGAGAACUACAAGAACCUGGCCUCUGUGGGUUGUCAGCUGUUCAUACCCAACCCGACCUCUUGGUUAAAACAAGAAGAGUUGAAGACAAUGGAGAGUGGAGUUCUUCAGCAAUGGGAAAUACAACCUAGAACCCAAGGGUUAUCACUUCACCAGAGUUUUUUGAAGAAUGAAAUCUUCAGUGCGAUACAAAUGCAGACAAGCUACAGUGGAUGGAAACUCUGUAAGAAUUGUGGAGAGGUCUUCAGUGAACAGUUUUGCCUUAAGACACACAUGAGAGCUCAGAAUGGAGAGAACACUUCUGAGUUUAAUUGUUAUGGAAAAGAUGUCCUCACCAUGUACAAGGAACCCUCUAUUGGACAGGAACUUUCCAAAUUUAAUCCAUGUGGAAAAGUCUUCUCCCUAACUCCAGGCCUUGCUGUACAUCUUCAAAUUCUCAAUGCAAGAAAACCCUACAAAUGUAAGGAAUGUGGAAAAGGCUUUAAGUAUUUUGCAAGCCUUGAUAAUCACAUGGGAAUCCACACUGGAGUGAAGCUCUGUGAAUUUCAGGAAUGUGGGGGAGCCAUCACAGCUUCCUCACAUCUAAAGCACUGUGUAACAGUUCAUACUGGAAAGAAAUCCAAAGAGACUGAGAAAUGUGGGAAAUCCUUCACUAAUUUUUCUCAACUUUCUGCACAUGUGAAAACUCAUAAAGGAGAGAAGUUAUUUGAAUGUAAAGAAUAUGGACAACCCUUCAGAAAUUCCUCAUCUCUUAAUGAGCACAUUCAAAUUCACACUGGAAUAAAACCACACAAAUGUACAGAAUGUGGGAAAACAUUCACUAGAUCAACUCACCUUACUCAACAUGUAAGAACGCACACUGGAAUAAAACCCUAUGAAUGUAAGGAAUGUGGGCAAGCCUUCACUCAGUACACAGGUCUUGCUAUACACAUUCGAAAUCACAAUGGAGAGAAACCCUAUCAGUGUAAGGAAUGUGGGAAAGCCUUCAAUAGAUCUGCAACCCUUACUCAACAUAAAAGAAUUCACACAGGAGAGAAGCCUUAUGAAUGCAUUGAAUGUGGAAAAACCUUCAUUACUUCUUCGCAUCGUAGUAAACAUUUGAGAACUCAUACUGGAGAAAAGCCAUUUGUAUGCAAGGUAUGUGGGAAAGCAUUUAUGUUUUCCUCAGCCCUUAAAGUACACCUGCGAAGUCAUACUGGAGAGAGACCUUUUGUAUGUAAGGAAUGUGGGAAAGCAUUUGCUGUUUCCUCACGCCUAAGUACCCAUGAAAGAAUUCACACUGGGCAGAAACCCUAUGAAUGUAAGGGUAUGAAUGUUACCAUUUAGCCCAUCAGUUGUCAUUUUUAAUUAUUGGCAGUGACACCAAAGAUCAUCAGAUUUGUCCUAAAUGCCUUGCAAAGGUUUGUAAUAGCUCAUGGAUUGGCCUUUGAUGCCAUCCCGAGGGUCUGAAAUUACAGAGUAAUACAACUUCUUCAUGUUUCUAAAUAUAACUUCUUCAUGGUUGCCUGAGUCUGGGCAUCUGUGAAGAAGGGUCAUGGAUGGUAAGGUCAGUACUGCAGGCUCCCUCACCUUGGUGAUUAGAUUCCUAGGAUCAUGGUAUUAACAAGUUCUGAAUGAGAUAAAUCAUGCAGGUUCGUUUUAUCCCCUGUUGGUUAGUGGCUGCCAGUGUAGCACAUUCAUGUCAAAAUUUACUGGAAGCCAAGGAUAUAUAGGCCCAGAGGUGAACUGUUGAAAGAUGUUCUUCCAAGGGUCUCUUUUGUUCUAUGGAUCCUGCAGAGCAUGCCAGAAAUUAAACCAUCUUUAACUGCCAGUGCACUUUCACAGCUGAUUAUUACUGUGUCGUCUUAUAAAAUCUAAGAAGUGUGA
This is a messenger RNA of Sapajus apella (tufted capuchin), 2317 nucleotides long. Its product is annotated as zinc finger protein 561-like. The record is from RefSeq and is a predicted model, not a curated record. Lineage: Eukaryota; Metazoa; Chordata; Mammalia; Primates; Cebidae. Gene Ontology annotation, biological process: negative regulation of transcription by RNA polymerase II. Bases 242 to 1777 code for a protein of 511 amino acids. Gene Ontology annotation, molecular function: DNA-binding transcription repressor activity, RNA polymerase II-specific; RNA polymerase II cis-regulatory region sequence-specific DNA binding. The transcript has 7 exons.